CCGCGACUCCCUACUCCUUCUCCUACUCCGUGCUGGACCCCGACCGCGGCUCCGACUUCGGCCACGAGGAGGAGAGUGACGGACGCGUGGUGACCGGCCAGUACUACGUCUCUUGCCCGACGGUCGCCGACAGACCGUCAACUAUGAGGCGGACCACACGAAGGGUUACAUGUCUGAGGUCGAGUACAACAACGAGAAGACUGGAGCUAGGCCAAUAGGAACUGGAGGUAGGCCUAUAGGGAUUGGAGGUAGGCCUAUAGGGACUGGAGGUAAGCCUACAGGGACAGGAGGUAGGCCUACAGGGACUGGAGGUAAGCCUACAGGGACUGGAGGUAGGCCUAUAGGGGGCUCGGGUCGUCCCAGCGUCUCCCACGGACCACCUAGCGGGGGAAACCGGUUCAGAUUACCGACUGGAAGCAGCAACCAAAUCCAGACGAGACCGAAUAAUAUCAACCGAUACCAACCACCGGCGGGAAGUACCAACACCAAGUUCCAACCUCCUUCGAGUAAUAAUAAUAUCAAGUACCAGUCGGCUUCGGGAGGUAGCAGUCCAACCCAGUCUUCAGCGGGUGGUAUCAACCGGUAUCAGGCUCCCCAAAGAGGAAGUACCCCAAACAAGCCUCCUAAAGACACUGGCAGCCAGUACCAGCCCCCACAAAAUACCGGAAGUCAGUCUCAGCCUGCCAAGUCUACCAUUACCAAGCUUAAACCUGCAAAAGACUUUGGCAACAAAUUCCAAUCGUCACAGAAUGAUGGCAACCAAUACCAACCGCCACAGGAAAAUGACAACCAGCACCAACCACCACGGCCUGUAGGCAACCAGUAUCAACCUCCCAAAGAUGUUGGCAAGAAAAAUCAACCGCUGAAGGACGUAAGUAACCAGUACCAGCCACCACAGGAAGUUGGCAACCAGUUGGAGCCACCACAGGAAGUUGGCAACCAGUACCAGCCACCACAAAGUUUUAACCAGUACCAGCCACCACAGGAAGUUGGCAACCAGUACCAGCCACCACAGGAAAACCCAGGAAGUUGGCAACCAUACCAGCCACCACAGGAAGUUGGCAACCAGUACCAGCCACCACGCCACCACAGAAGUUGGCAACCAGUACCACCACCACAGGAAGUUGGCAACCAGUACCAACCACCACAGGAAGUGGCAACCAGUACCAGCCACCACAGGAAGUUGGCAACCAGUACCAGCCACCACAGGAAGUUGGCAACCAGUACCAGCCACCACAGGAAGUUGGCAACCAGUACCAGCCACCACAGGAAGUUGGAAACCAGUACCAGCCACCACAGGAAGUUGGCAACCAGUACCAGCCACCACAGGAAGUUGGCAACCAGUACCAGCCACCACAGGAAGUUGGCAACCAGUACCAGCCACCACAGGAAGUUGGCAACCAGUACCAACCACCACAGGAAGUUGGCAACCAGUACCAGCCACCACAGGAAGUUGGCAACCAGUACCAGCCACAGGAAGUUGGCAACCAGUACCAGCCACCACAGGAAGUUGGCAACCAGUACCAACCACACAGGAAGUUGGCAACCAGUACCAACACCACAGGAGUUUGGUAACCAAUACCAGCCACCACAGGAAGUUGGCAACCAAUACCAACCACCACAGGAAGUUGGCAACCAGUACCAGCAACCACAGGAAGUUGGCAACCAGUACCAGCCACCACAGGAAGUUGGCAACCAGUACCAACCACCACAGGAAGUUGGCAACCAGUACCAGCCACCACAGGAAGCUGGCAACCAGUACCAGCCACCACAGGAAGCUGGCAACCAGUACCAGCCACCACAGGAAGUUGGAAACCAGUACCAGCCACCACAGGAAGUUGGCAACCAAUACCAGCCACCACAGGAAUUUGGUAACCAACUACCACAGGAAGUUGGCAACCAGUACCAAUCACCACAGGAAUUUGGUAACCAACUACCACAGGAAGUUGGCAACCAGUACCAGCCACCACAGGAAGUUGGCAACCAGUACCAGCCACCACAGGACAUUGGUAACCAAUAUCAACCACCACAAGACAUAGGCAACCAAUACCAGCCACCACAGGAGGCCGGCAACCAGUAUCAACUACCACAAGACAUUGGAAGUCAGUACCAACCACCACAGAAUGUUGGCAAUCAAUACCAACCACCACAGGACAUAGGCAACCAAUUCCAGCAACCACAAGACGUCGGGAACCAGUACCAUCUCCCCCCAGUGGUCAAUACCCAGUACUCAGCUCCCACGAACAUCGAAGCCCAGUACCAAGUAUCAAAAAGCGACAGUAUUCGAUACCAGAAUUCGAGAGCGCAGAAACAAGUCGUAGCAGACGAGUACCAACAACCAAAAGAAAGUUCCUCGGAUUGCAAAUGA
Penaeus vannamei (Pacific white shrimp) is the source of this 2368-nucleotide messenger RNA. Lineage: Eukaryota; Metazoa; Arthropoda; Malacostraca; Decapoda; Penaeidae. The record is from RefSeq and is a predicted model, not a curated record.